AUGGCUGAGCCCGCUGUUUGCAAGAUUCGCUCCCCUCUUUCCGAAGCUGCACAUCGUAUCAACGCGAGCUAUGCCCCGUCUGAUAACACCAGGAGCAAAGGCUCUUCAGCUCGCGUGCGCCUUUGCCGCCACAAUGUCACGAACCAGCUGGCUGCUGUCAAGAUUGUCAACAGAAGGAUGGCCUACCUGGUUCAGGAUAGCAGUCUGGCCGCCUUGAGCAAGUGGGACAACAACGAUGCGACGAGCGGUCCGAGCGGUGAAAUGCGUGUGCCCAUGUCUAUCGAACGAGAGGUGGCAAUACUAAAGCUUAUCGAACAUCCUCAUAUCAUGAAACUUUAUGAUAUCUGGGAGAACCGGUCAGAGAUUUACCUCAUCCUCGAGUACAUCGACCAGGGCGAUCUCUUCACUUUCAUCAACUCCCGCGGGAGACUCACCGAAGAAGUUAGCUUGUACUUCUUUCGACAAAUGAUCAGUGCCAUCGGGUACUGUCAUUCAUUCAAUAUCUGUCAUCGGGACCUGAAGCCCGAAAACAUUCUUAUCACAACCGACCACAAAAUCAAGAUUGCGGAUUUCGGCAUGGCUGCUUUGCACCAGACUGAUACGCACAGGCUAGCCACAGCUUGCGGCAGUCCUCACUAUGCCGCCCCUGAGUUGCUCAAGAAUCGCCAAUACCGGGGCGACAGGGCUGACAUCUGGAGCAUGGGUGUGAUCCUCUUCGCGAUGCUUGCCGCCUCUCUUCCAUUCGACGAUCCAGACAUGAGGACCAUGAUGGAGAAGGCGAAAAGGGGCCAUUAUCAGAUGCCGAACCACUUCAGUCUCGAGGCCCAAGAUCUUGUCAGCCGCAUGCUCCAGGUCAACCCGGAGCGCAGAAUAACGCUCGCUGAAAUCUGGCGACACCCAUUGGUGCAAAAGUACAACUACCUCGACCCUUACGGUGAGAAUGGUGGCCAGCCUGGGGACCUACGAAGGGGCUUCCAGUAUGCUCCUGUGCUGAGGGCGGACAUUGAUCCGCAGUUGGUUCGGCAGCUGCGCAGCAUGUGGCAUAUGUUCAGCGAGCACGACCUCGAACUCAAGCUCACCUGCGAAACGCCGAACGACCAGAAGGCAUUCUACUGGCUGUUGCACAAUUACAGGGAUAAGCAAUUGGAGGAUUUCAAGCCUGAGCUUGCUCACUCGAUGAGUGACUACCACCACUUGAAACCCGGUGCCUGGAAGAAGCGUGUCUCGACCUGCGAGUUCUCUCAACCGCGCGCGAACGGUCACGGUAGAUCCGUAUCCCGCUUCACGGUCAUCUCCAACGCCACCGAAACCGAAGCAGGUACCGUGCAGAGCUACGACCCCUACAUGGAUAGUCAAGUGCUCCAAUCCUGCGGUUCGAAUGUCACCCAUGCCAAGAUCACAGUCCACAGGGACCAGAGUCUUGUUGCCGGCCAAAGCCCGCACGCCGCGAGGCUGCGAAGCAACUCCGCUGCCCGACGACCGCGCGCGAAUUCCAAUCGCACCGCACCUGGUGGACGGCCGCCGUCGUCUCGUGGGUCAAUGACAUCUCUAAACAGUGCUCGACCAAACAACACCCGAGCCAGAGGGCCAAGCCUGCGGCACAAGCGUGGCGUCGACUUCUCUCACGUUCGAAAGCAGUCCCACACCGUCGGUGCCUCGCGGUCGAAUAUCAAACAAGCCGUUUCUGGCACGACAUUGGUGAGCGAAUCGGCCCAUCAGGAGCGAUGCUCGCAGUCUCAGUCUCCCGAGCCACGGGUGAACGACCGAGGGCAGUACGAAAAGGCAAAUGGCGCACCGGCGCCGUCGACACCGGACCCAACCUCGAUGUUCACCGAGGAACUGCGUCACUUCAGCAGCAACAUUGCCAAAGACUGCGACGAGGCAUUCCGGAGCUCACUGAUUGAAGAAGAGUCCAUUGCUGGUUCGUUGGCUGAAGGGGACAGAAAGCAACGCGACUCGCCCUUUACUUUCAGUGUCGAUGGGUCUGGCCCAACGACGCCCGCUACAGACGUCUCGUCUGUCAAACCCUGGGACUCGCGACCCCUCCCCCCCCUUCCAUCGGAACAGUCUGUGUACAGGCCUUCAUCCCCGAGCAGUGUCGCUCCCUCUCUGUAUAGUGUGGAGUACGAGAGGGGCGUCGAGCAGGUUGCCCGACUGGCCGUGCCUGUUAAAUUUGCACCUCAUGGAGAUCGCCGCGUCGUGUCUGCUCCCGCUCAAAGCCACUCUACACGCAAGGUUGAUGCCAUGCCCCCCAUUAGCGAGGACCAGACACUCAAUGUCGUGAGCAACGACAAGGCCAGGAUCGUUUCGGCGCCGCCUCGCACGCCACCCAAGGCUCGCGGGGUCGAGUACUUGACCAAGGUCGAGAACACGAUUCGCGUAGUUCACUCACCGAGCGCACCGAACCCUGUCAAGGUUCCAAAGCCUCUGAACGUGCGAAAGAAGGCCAUGGCGGACACAAUUGAGGAGCGGCAGCAGGAUAUGAACGAUCACGAGCAUGAUUACUCCAGCCAUCGAACCACGUCUGGAGACACAGCUACCAGCAUGAAACAGAAGAAGUCCAAGCUCUGGUUCAAGAGGUCAUCCAGGGCAGGGACGGGCAGCGGCACGUCGACUGCUGCAACGUCCCAGGAACACCUAAGCUCGAUCACGACCGACACGGGUGGAGGCGCUGCAGCAGUACAGACCUCUGUGGUCAGGAAGAAGAAGAGUUUCCCGUUUCCCUUCUUCAAAGGAAACAAGAGCGAUGAACCCAAAAUGUCCAUCGCCGACAAAGCGGAAGGAUCGUUUGGCGGUGGGGAUCUCCCGAAGCGGCCAGCAAACACAAAGGUCAACUGGCGUGACUCCACAGCAACUGAUGGCAGCCGCAGCAUUGAAGUGAAGCAGAAUUGGCUAGCACGCCUAUUCCGGGUGAAGCCGGCGACAGAUUAUCUGUGCAUGUCCAUCUCCCGCCGACGAGCUCGCCAGGAGGUUACGAUCCUGCUGCGCGAGUGGCGGCGGUACGGUAUUAGGGGAAUCCAGGUUGACAAGGAGCGCAACAUCAUCUUUGGCAGGGUCGGAGCUAAGAACUACUUGAACCUGAAGGAAGUGUCCUUUGCUGCCGAGAUCAUGACGGUGAUCGAGCACGGCAAACGGCAGCCACUGAGCAUUGUCCGCUUCACUCAAGAGCGUGGUGCGGCCAGCAGCUUUCAUCGCGUGGUCGACACCAUGCGGACAGUGUUUGACAGCCGCCACCUGCUUGUCGCAGAGCGCACCAAGCAGAAGAUGAUGAUCAAAACCCUGCAAUCGUGA
Molecule: messenger RNA, 3291 nt
Organism: Emericellopsis cladophorae
Lineage: Eukaryota; Fungi; Ascomycota; Sordariomycetes; Hypocreales; Bionectriaceae
Product: serine/threonine-protein kinase-like protein
Exons: 6
Coding region: 1-3291 (1096 amino acids)
Biological process (GO): microtubule cytoskeleton organization; intracellular signal transduction; protein phosphorylation
Cellular component (GO): cytoplasm
Molecular function (GO): protein serine/threonine kinase activity; tau-protein kinase activity; ATP binding
Source: RefSeq, a predicted model, not a curated record